AGGGGAAGCGCCGAGGUGCCACUUGGCCGCCGGGGCAGCGGCCGUGGGCACGGGUUGAUAGCGCCGGUGCCGUACGGUCCCCUCGGCCCCGCCUGAGGCUGCCCCGCCGUGAGGAGCCGCCUACGUGCUCGUUGUCUCCCAGCCCUCCUUCCCGCCUCCCCUAGGAGCAGCACGGUGCGCGUGAAAGUUCCCCUGCUUCAGGUGAGGGCCGGGCCCGCCUGCCGGUGGCCGAGCCACUCCCGCCCCCUGGGCGCGCACCCCCGGCUGGGGGCCGAGCCGGCCGCUGCCGCCGGGCGAGAGAGACAUGGCUGAAAGCCUCUCCUGGGAGCUCCGUGUCUGCACGGGUUAAGGCGUGCGGUGGGGAGAGGUGGAAAAGUUGCUGUUGGAUUUCACUUCAAGGGAGCGGACAAAAAGCGGCGAAAUGGAUGACUUCCCCUCCAUCUGCCUGCUGUCCCUGGCCAUGCUGGUCGCCUGCUAUGUGGCAGGAAUUAUACCCUUGGCAGUUAAUUUUUCCGAGGAGAGAUUGAAGUUGGUGACUGUUCUGGGUGCUGGGCUCCUGUGUGGAACUGCCUUGGCUGUCAUUGUGCCGGAAGGAGUACAUGCACUUUAUGAAGACAUUUUGGAGGGAAAGCAUCACCCAGCGAGCGAGAUGCAGCACGUGAUGGAGUCUGAGAAGGUAGCGAAAAUCCCAGCGGUGCAUGAGCAUGACCAUGACCAUUCCCGGUUGCACGCCUACAUUGGUGUGUCCCUUGUUCUUGGCUUUGUCUUCAUGCUCUUGGUGGAUCAGAUAGGCAGCUCUCAUGUGCACUCUACAGAUGACCCAGAAGCUGCAAGAUCAGGCAACUCCAAAAUCACCACAACACUGGGACUAGUAGUCCAUGCUGCAGCUGAUGGUGUUGCAUUGGGUGCAGCAGCUUCUACUUCUCAGACUAGUGUCCAGUUGAUAGUGUUUGUUGCAAUUAUGUUGCACAAGGCACCAGCUGCCUUUGGCCUGGUUUCCUUCCUGAUGCACGCUGGGCUAGAACGGAAUCGAAUCAGAAAACACUUGCUGGUCUUUGCAUUAGCAGCACCUGUUAUGUCGAUGGUGACAUACUUAGGGCUAAGCAAGAGCAGCAGAGAAGCCCUUUCAGAAGUCAAUGCCACUGGAGUUGCUAUGCUGUUUUCUGCUGGGACUUUCCUUUAUGUUGCCACAGUUCAUGUUCUCCCAGAAGUAGGAGGAAUUGCUCAUAGCCACAAACCUGAAUCAACUGGAGGAAAAGGACUCAGUCGUCUGGAGGUGGCAGCCCUAGUAUUAGGAUGCCUUAUUCCUCUAGUUUUGUCCAUUGGACACCAUCACUAAACACUCAAAUUUCAAUGUUCUCCUCUUCAAUAAGACAUGAGCAGUAAAUGUCUGCUGCUCCCUUUAUCAUUCUUUUACCCAUCAUUCAUCCCAUCCACUUUAUGGAGUUCAGAGGGAAUCUUGAUCGCAAAAUGAGGAAUACUGGGAAAGUUUUUAGUGUAGCAAAAUGUACUUUGGCAGCCGGACGCAAAUUCUAUGUAACUUUCUUUUCUGAAGACAUUUGCUAUUUUAAUUGUUACUUCUGGCCCUAUUCUCAGGGAGGAUGGAACUUGAAGUUUAAGAAAGGUGAGCAGGGAAGAACAUAGUGACUCCACACAAAAUUGCAAUCACCAAAGUAUCCUGCAGUUCAGCUUUCACAGCUGAGAGCAAAACCCAAGGAUGGCUGCGUUGUGAGAGGUUGAAGUUUCACUAAUGAAGAAGGGGGCUCUCCCCCAUCGGUUCUACAUUGUCCUGGCAAUGCAACUGGCCCUUGUGAUGCUUGCCACUAAUUGUACUGCAGAAGUGGGCUGCACUGGGAACUCUGUAUAACACUGCUAUUGUCACAGAGGUGUCACUUGAUAGGAAAGAAAUUAUGUAGACAAUGCAUAGCAUUAGAGUGAGAAAUCAGCUGGUUAAGAAAGUGCAAAUGAAUUUUGCAGUGUAUUCCAUCGUUUAAAACAAAGGAUAGAAGCAAGGAGAAUAGUGUUUUGAUUGUUUAUUCACUUGUUAAUAAAUUCUAAAAAGGCACUCUUUCUUGGGAGAUAGUCUUCUGCCAAGUCAGUCAAGUGUUAAGCACCAAAAAUGUCAGCAGGAAUUAUGUAUUGGCUAUUGGGAUACACUAAUGCUUUUGUAGAGAGAGAUACCCAUGGUGCCCUUUAAGAUAGAUCUGUUCUGGGUUCUGAGGAGUAGUAAGCUGGUGGAGACAGCCAUUGAGGGACCAGAGAACUUUACUAGCUCAUUUUCAAAAACCUGAACUGCUGAAAUCUGUGGGGGGCUGUGUGGGUUUUUCACUAAAUAAAGGUAUUACGGCUAACAAAACAAGAUGUUUAGUUAAAUAUUUAUGCUGCAGGUAGAAUACAAAGUGUUUCUAAAGGAGUCCUGAACAACAAAAACUCAAACCCACCAAAAACCAAUCUGAUAGGUUCCCAGUGGAUCUGUUAGACAUGGUGCUUUUCCUUUGGGAAUUGUUCAUUUGCCUCUUACUCGUAAGCAUUAGUUUUGGUCAAUCUGCUGGAGGACUUUCUGCCAGUUGUUGAUGUCUCUCACUACAGAGGAGUGGGAAAAGAUCCCUCUGUUUGCAAGGCACAGCUUUGUCUUACCAGGUGCCAUUUCCCUUUUGCAAAACCUUUUGUACUCUAGUGUGCAUUGAAAAGUCAGGAAUGCUUGACAUGCACAGAAUCAGCAUAAAAUUCUUUAGGGGAAAACUUUUUAAUGCUGGUCCCCUCUUAAGCUAUACUGUCUGCACUUUUUGAAGAUAACAUUGCCAAAUCUAAUUUUUUUUCUUUUUGUUGUUUUUUCUAAAAAAGAAUCUUGAAGAAAUAUCAUCUUAACUGAAGUGCUUCUUGUUUCCAUAUGAAUGACUGUUGCUGUUUGUCAUGCCAUUUAUUACUUAAGCUGCAGAGCCCAUUGUGCCUCUUCUUUACAUUUUUGUUACUGUCCUGUUUGUUAGUUCAGAGAGUAAUGGGUAUGGCCUGGCUCUUGGACUAGUGAUGGCUUUGUUUGUUGGCUCUGUAAAAAUACUGAUGUAUCCCAGAAUUGAACCUAGUAUUGAUUCCCAAGAGUGCUUUUUAAUUUGUAUGUUUUACUAUGUAAGGUCAAUGCAAAAUUAUUAGAAGUCAUAUUUUCCCAUAAGACAGUAUAUUCAGAUAGAAUUAGUGCUUCAGGCCUAAACAUGCAUUUUUGUUUUUAACAUUAGACCUUCAAUAUUGUAUCUGAAAAGCCACUGCAAAAUUAGUGAUGUGGAUAGGAUCCUCUUGUGUGUUUUUCAAUUUUUUUUGUCUGUUUUGGUUUUGGGAUUUUUACAACAUACGUAAUUCAACUGGUAAGUUACUGGUUUAAAAAGUUCAGCAGGACAGGUUCCUAACACAUGAUGAUGAUACACAGGGAUGUUUACUACAGAGUUCUGUUCUUCCUGAUUCCCCCUAAUUAUCUUCUUCCUUAAUAAUCUCACUAUUUUACCAUGUUUAAUCUUUCCAUAUAACCAUUUCCAAAAGCUGGAGGGUUUGCAAGAGCAGGAGAUAGCUUAGUGCAGCACUAGGUAUUUGCAUUUCAUAAAACAGGAAGUUUUUAUUUUUUGACCUCUGUCCUGUCACUUGCACGUACACCCCACCCUGGGAGUUGACACCCUGCCCGAAUUCCCCUUCAGCCUCACGUUGUGUAUAAAGAUAGCAGUGGUUGACGGAGGCUUCCUGUUCCAUGCCUUUUGUUCCCAGCUGAAGUAUGUGGAUAGGACCUUUUUCACCUGGAUCUGUGUGUAUUGGUGAGGGUGUGGCAGCCAGAUUUUCACUGCUGACUUAACCUCUGGCAUAUGAAUCACAGGUGCCACUGCUGAGAGGUCUUGUCAUCUUUCCAUUUUCCUGUCCUUCACAUCGUGUUUCCAGUUUCUGGGGCAGCCAUCAGAAAUAGUAGUACUCAGUUUAAUGAUUCAUGAAGUAUAGGAGCCAAGUUACAGCAGCAGGUGAAGGAAUUUGAAUGGAAACGUUGGCAACUCAAAAUUGGCUCAAAAAUUCUAAAAACCUACAUUUUGGCAUUUGGUUAAGUGAUGGAAGACUUCAGUGAUUUUUAUUUUUUCUUCUUCCCAUUUAGAAUUAGCAACAGUAUGUUGUUUUGGCUGCCUGUUAUCACUGAAUUAUUAUUUUCAAUUCUGUAAUUGAACCUGCAGUGACUAAAGAAGCUUUUGGUUAUGCUAAUAUGGAAAAUGUAAAAUUUUAUAUUAUCAAACCUUUCCAAAUUUUUAGUACUAAAUGGAGGAUUAUUUUCUUGAUGCAGAGUAUUUUAAUGAGUUAAAUUAAAUGGUCCAUUUUAUUAUAGCCCUUUCUUUCUACCUAUCUCCCCAUCUGUCGCAGUAAAUACAAGCAUUGCGUGUAGUCAGGGCCAUCUGGUAUCAUUUUCUACUCCUCUGGAGACCUUGGUGCAAACAAAUUCCUCUUACUCUGUAAUAGCCUCUCUGCCUGUUUUUUUCUUCUGUGAGGUAGGUGGCAGUAGGUCUAGCAGGUAAAUGCUUAAACCAAGUGCCAGCCAUGUCCCACUUUCCUUCUGUAAGUCCCUCUAGAAAAUCCAUUAUCUUCUCUUCACCUGUUUCUUUUCAGUUAAUGAUUUCCUAAUUGGCAGUAGGAAUUGGACUAAAGCUGUUACUGUUGAUUCUCGUGUCUUCAGGUACUUCCCCUACCGUUCUAAUACUUUUAUUGUUCCUUUUAUAAAGAAGGGAAAUAUUUCUUUUUCAGCACUCAAUGACAGCGGCGGAAGCUGCACUGACAUUAACUUAAGUAAGGAUGGCAGAGCUGUCACACCAAGACAGGAUUUUUUGGUUGUUUUGGCUUGUCAGAUGGCUGGGUGUUAAACACAGAAACCCACUGCUGACUCCAAAGAAUAUUUCCAGGUGGAUUAUAUAAAAGGCUAAUCUUACCCGAGAGGCCCAGGAAAACCACUGUGUUUAUUCAGGAACUAGUUCAGACCCUUCUAGGAGCUUUUGACAGUAUCAGGUGUGUCCAUGUGCUAUCAGCUGAUUGCAGAAAAGAGAGAGAUGUUGUGGAAUAAAUGUUCCUGCUGCUCCCUUCCCGUUCUGUGCUGGCCCUUGGGAAAAAUAGAAGGCAAGUGUACUUGUAUUCUAUUGAGGGUGGAAGAAGGAGGAGUGAUUGCAGUAUGGUGGGAAGGUUUAUUAUGAAUAUCGGAUUCUUUACCACAAAUUUCAGAUUCCUGUUCACAUCAGACUUCUUUUAAAAAUAUCUUUUUUCUUUACUGUUAUAUCUCUUAGCAGCCUUGGCUUUCCAGGGGAAAACAUUGUGUGGUCAUUGCUGUUUACCUUACAUGUUUCUCCAUGUAUGGAACUGUAAUUUUAAUGUCUUUUUUUUCCAAACCAUUUGUACACAAAAUCAUUCCAUGAAUGGCUGCCUUAUAAUUUUUCCACUUUAAUUGUGAAUGGUUAAAAUAAUAUUGCCGUUUUCAAUUUGUUUUAUUAUAUUAAAUUUUUACUAGGUGCAGUG
This is a messenger RNA of Haemorhous mexicanus (house finch), 5520 nucleotides long. It is a transcript of the gene SLC39A9, whose product is annotated as solute carrier family 39 member 9. Bases 422 to 1339 code for a protein of 305 amino acids. Gene Ontology annotation, cellular component: membrane. Gene Ontology annotation, molecular function: metal ion transmembrane transporter activity. The transcript has 7 exons. The record is from RefSeq and is a predicted model, not a curated record. Gene Ontology annotation, biological process: zinc ion transport; transmembrane transport. NCBI's taxonomy places the organism in Eukaryota, Metazoa, Chordata, Aves, Passeriformes, Fringillidae.